AUGGCGGAUUCUCCUCGCAAAAAGUACUCACGAUCCCCUUCUCCGUGGAGAGCUCAGUCCAGGUCCAGGUCCAGGUCUUGGUCUAGGCCUAGGUCAAGGUCAAGAUCGUGGUCUAGGCCAAGGCAGAGAUCUCGCUCUAGAAGUCGUGGCAGAUCAAGGUCCAGAAGUCCUGGCAGGCCUGCUGCUAUAAAUCCUGGAAAUACACUGUAUGUGACUGGCUUAUCAACAAGGGUCUCAGAGAAGGAUGUUGAAAGGCAUUUUUCAAAGGAGGGAAAGGUAGCCUCGUGCUUUCUUGUUGUGGAGCCCCGCACUCGAAUUUCUCGUGGUUUUGCCUUUGUUACUAUGGACUCUGUUGAAGAUGCUGAACGGUGCAUUAAACAUCUCAACCAGUCAGUUCUGGAAGGUCGAUACAUAACUGUUGAGAGGUCUCGGAGGAAGCGGCCAAGAACUCCAACACCUGGGCAUUAUCUUGGGUUGAAAAAUACUAGAGACUAUGGUUAUCGAGGUGAUCGGGAUGGGGAUCGGGAUCGGGAUCGGGAUCGUGAUCGUGAUCGUGAUCGUGGUAGGUAUCGUGGGGGCUCAGGUCGUGAUGACUAUGGAUAUCGGAGGUCUCCAAGGCGCUCACCGUACAGAGGUGGCCGUGAUUAUUCUCCUAGGGGUUCACCUUAUGGCGGAAGAUCAAGAAGGGAGAGGUCUUAUUCUCCCUAUGGCAGCCCUGAAAGGAAGUAUGCUCGUGGCUCUAGAUGA
Messenger RNA from Prunus armeniaca (apricot), 747 nucleotides. The record is from the annotation of a GenBank genome assembly. Lineage: Eukaryota; Viridiplantae; Streptophyta; Magnoliopsida; Rosales; Rosaceae.